Molecule: messenger RNA, 1262 nt
Organism: Culicoides brevitarsis
Lineage: Eukaryota; Metazoa; Arthropoda; Insecta; Diptera; Ceratopogonidae
Exons: 5
Coding region: 1-1200 (399 amino acids)
Source: RefSeq, a predicted model, not a curated record
AUGCCUCCGAGUAACAAUGGAGGCUCCUCGGCAAACACACAUCCGCGUCCUCCAAGGAGUCUCAAUCGAUCGAUACAACCGCUGAAUGUCUCCACGCUGACAAAUGGCACGCAGCAAACGCAAAACAGUCAUGUCCCGAACGGGCACGUGCCAAAUGGCAAAGUUAUGAAUGGAUAUCCACCGCGGAUGCCAAUUUAUCAUCCGACACCGAUACCUGCUCCGUCAUCCAUGUCGUCGCAAAAUAACUUAAUUUACAACAAAGAACGUGCGGGAGCGAGAGAAGCUCUUACUAGCUUAGGAUUAUUAUGUUUAGUCUCACUCUUAUUAGCGUUAUUAUCUCUCAUAUUCCUGCUAAAAAUAUCUCCCGGAGGUCGAGAACCGCCGCCCCCGCCGAUGCUCACAGCGCCCGAAGACUAUGCCAUCGUGUAUGAUGUGACACUCGCUCUUUGCGCUCUCUCGCUGUCCCUCAACCUCUGCUGCUUACUUGUCUGCGCCAUUCAAUUUCUGUUUGCCGUCAAACUUGUGAGAACGCCGCCUCAACCAAUCACUGGAAGAGGCAACAAGUACUUGGAAAAGUCGAGUGUGAGUCGCGUUUGUGCUGUCGGUGGAUUCUUCAUCUCCAUUCCAAUCUUCCUAACAGGCAUCAUCUUGUACACAUUCACGCAAUUCCAUUCAACACCUGCCAUCGUCACGAGCAUUCUCAUCGGCAUCGGGAUCCUCUUUUGCGGCGGUGCGAUGGUUCACAAUGUCUUCGUAUGGCAAAAAGAGAAAACCAUCAGUGUGCGUCAAAUGGCCAUGCCCCUGAAUAUCAGUGCAAUUUCGCAAGGCACGACGCCAUAUCUCAAUCAUCAGCUCAACAGCACUGCCACGAGCAACCAUCAAGUUAGUUUUAAUCCGAAUUUGACUUACAACACCAACAACAACAACAACACGGCGCAAACGACGCCCGUAACGCAAUUGACGCCAAUGUCUGGGGCGCAUUCUCACAUCAGUUUUGGGCAUCCGUAUUUGCCGUAUGGCGUAAGAACGGCAACAGCAACGCCUCCGACACCGAAAGUUGGACCGAUGGGACCAAUUGGACUCGUGGCACGUGAUGCGAGUGGAUCAAUUAGUCCGGGAAUUGGACCGGCACCGACUUUGGAUGUCAGCAGUGUUACGGCAACGAAUUCGCCACAUCACGAACUAUCGACUUUAGUUUAGAUAUAAAAUUAGUUUAGAUAAGGUUGAAUCAAUUUUUAAAUUUUUUGUUCUUUGUUCCAUUU